AUGGCGGCUUGGGGGCCGUCGGAAAAACCUCCUGAUGGAGGUCCGCAGCUUUCCUACGCGUCGGUGGUUUUAGAGGCGUCAAAUGGGAGAGAACCAGCAGCGUUGGGGGAGGUCUCCUCCUUCAGAGGAGAGCCUACACUCCGGCUGUCGAGACAGGAGAUUGAGCAGUUGUCGGCGCCGUUUAAGAACGCGUUGGUGGGGAGAUUUUCAUACACCAGACCCGCCAUGGAUGUCAUCAGGAAAUUCCUCACGUCGCUCGGUCUCAAAGGGGACUGCGCUGCGGGCCUUUUGGAUUCGAGGCACGUACUGAUUCGACCAGCGCUGGAAGAAGACUACGUCUAUUUGUUCGCUCGCCGGAUUUGGUAUGUCUGUAGUUCUCCCAUGGCAAUCUCCAAGUGGUCUAUGGAUUUCAAAGCGAAUCAGGAACUGGCGGUGGCUCCGGUGUGGGUCGCCUUCCCAGACUUGCCGCUGCCCUUUUUCCAGAAAAAUCAGCUGAUGCGGCUAGCUGCAACUCUAGGUCGACCACUCAGGGUUGAUGCCGCAACCUGCGAUCUCCGGCGCCCCUCGGUGGCGCGGGUACUGGUGGAAAUUAACAUUACGGCACCGCCGGUGAAACGGGUAAGAAUUGGAGAUGAGGAGUUUGGUUUCUGGCAACUAGUGGAGAUGGAGAACUUGCCGGAGUACUGCUCUUACUGCACCAUAUUCGGCCACGCGACCGAGCAAUGCUUUCGGAAACAUCCAGCCCUGCGUCCAGCACAAAGGCCGCCGCAAGCACGUCUGCUUGUCCAACCGCAGCAAAAUCCUGCGCUCCAAAGCCCAUGGGCACGGGGGGCAUUAGCGUUACACCAUCGAAGGAUGGAGUCGGUAGUGCUGACGGGAAAGAUGGAGGUGAGACCAGUGGGAUGCUGGGGGGCGCUGACGUGA
Molecule: messenger RNA, 924 nt
Organism: Coffea eugenioides
Lineage: Eukaryota; Viridiplantae; Streptophyta; Magnoliopsida; Gentianales; Rubiaceae
Exons: 1
Coding region: 1-924 (307 amino acids)
Source: RefSeq, a predicted model, not a curated record